AUGUGCUUCCGCCAAUCGAAUCUGCUGACAGGCCACACUCUUCUCUCCUGCGGAUUCCAGUACUGGCAUUUCAAAACAGACUUCUUGAACUCGUCACCUAAGUCGACAAUGUGUGCCCGGAAGAGUGGCUACAAGGGUCAUAACUGCAAUCAUAGGGGAGGCAUGGCGAUGAAGAAGCACCCACCCGAAGCAUCUUGCCCCAACUAG
Messenger RNA from Penicillium pulvis, 207 nucleotides. RefSeq lists its product as uncharacterized. The record is from RefSeq and is a predicted model, not a curated record. The transcript has a single exon. The coding region runs from base 1 to 207 and encodes 68 amino acids. Lineage: Eukaryota; Fungi; Ascomycota; Eurotiomycetes; Eurotiales; Aspergillaceae.